Messenger RNA from Syngnathoides biaculeatus (alligator pipefish), 3848 nucleotides. RefSeq names its product carbohydrate-responsive element-binding protein. Gene Ontology annotation, cellular component: nucleus. Bases 740 to 3481 code for a protein of 913 amino acids. The record is from RefSeq and is a predicted model, not a curated record. The transcript has 17 exons. NCBI's taxonomy places the organism in Eukaryota, Metazoa, Chordata, Actinopteri, Syngnathiformes, Syngnathidae. Gene Ontology annotation, biological process: regulation of transcription by RNA polymerase II. Gene Ontology annotation, molecular function: DNA-binding transcription factor activity, RNA polymerase II-specific; RNA polymerase II cis-regulatory region sequence-specific DNA binding; protein dimerization activity.
UACCGCAGCUCAGAAGACCUUGCGAAAUUCAUCAGACUACAGUACACUCAAAAAUUAUUCUAAAAACCUUUGGUUUUGUUUUUGAUUCAAAAUACUAAAAUUAUCCUUCCACUGCUCUUGGCCACUAGUUUUUUAAAGUAUACCGAACAAAAUGUCGAUUUUUGCCCUCAGUGCCACUCUUGUUUUUGAGCAACCUGUUGAGAUUGCGCUAGUUUGUGCACCUCAAAUGUCACGGAGUAAACAUUUGUAUGAAAAACUGGCAGUAAAUAAAAUGGGGGAAUAAGUACAUAUGGCGGUGCAUUCUUGUUACAUUUAUUCAUUGCGUCAUAAUGUAGUUUGUAUAUUCAUUUAGCUAUGGCAGCAACUUAAUGUGAAAGGCGUAAUAACAAUGAAAUGCUCUUCCACUAAACGACAGAUGGCAAAAAUAACCUAUUGCCUUACAGCAGAAGUACUGUCUGGAACCGUUAAAAAAAAAGGAAAAAAAGUCUAUUAAUAAUUACCACCUCAGGCUUCCCUUCAGGACUUUAACACCAUCGAAGCGGAUAGAAAGCCUUUGCACAAUCGUUCACUCAGAGGAAGAAAUUGUGGAGCUUGGUGAAGAGACAGCUGUCAGUGAAAAGCCCCAAAUCUCCUGUCCCAGUCGCCCACUGUACAGCUGCGGGGAAGCGGGGGGGGGGGGGGGGGGCACGUCCCCAAAGCCGCACUUUGCUCAGUGCGAACGCAAGCUGAAAACGCAGCCAUGGCGACAAAAGGGAGAGUUGGUUCAGCAGUCGCUGGUAGCGACCUCCGCGAUUCCUCCGAAUCCGAACCCGAAGGGGAACACGCUAGGACAGCUGCCGGCGGGCCACCUCGCGCGCCUUUCACCUACACGCAGGUCAUCCACAGCGGCCACUUCAUGGUGUCGUCGCCCCACAGCGACGCUUCGCCGGGCGGCGCGAAAGGUAAAGGGCGUCCGAGGUACGACUUUGACACGGUGAACCGGAACUGGUGCCAGACGUACCGCUACGGGCCGCGAAGCUCCGGGAGCCUGAGCAUCGACCCCACGCUCACGCGCCUGUUUGAGUGCAUCUCGCUGGCCUACAGCAACAAGAUUGUCUCCCCAAAAUGGAAGACUUUCAAGGGACUACGGCUGCUGUGGCGGGAUAAGAUCCGUCUAAACAAUGCAAUUUGGAGAGCAUGGUUCAUCCAGUAUUUGGAGAAGAGGAAAAACCCUGUAUGUGGCUUUGUCACCCCAUUGGAGGGAUCUGAGGCAGAUGCUCACAGAAAGCCUGAAGCGAUUGUAUUAGAGGGCAGCUACUGGAAGCGACGGAUUGAGGUGGUCAUUAAGGAGUAUCACAAGUGGAGGAUAUAUUAUAAAAAGAGAUUUCAGAAAAAGAAGGAUGGAAUUAUAUCCAUGCUACAAGAGGGUCAAAUCUGCCAGGUGAAGCUAGAGAAAUGGUCCAGUCAGAUGUAUGCAGAGCCUGAGGCAACAACAGAGGAUGCUCAUAUUUUUGACCUGGACUACCUUCUAUGUGACAUCUCCGACACCCUGUUCACCAUGACACAGAAGCCGUGCCCCUGGAGCAGUGAGCGGCACAACGCGUACACGACAAAUGCUGAUAUGAUUCAGCCAGCCCUAACUCCUCUGCAGCCUAGCUUGGAUGAGUUCAUGGAUAUACCAGAUAUCUGUUUGAACUUGGGGUUCCAGCCAUGUGACCAGACAGGUUUAGCACACUCGGGCUAUUUUGAAAAUUCCCCCAACGUUGCCCUUUCCUCUAAUGCUCCUGUUCACACAGCAACUCAACUACUCAUUGACAGCCAGCUCUCUCAGGCUGGUUUGACAGCUGAAAAUUGUCCUCAGGCCUCAUCAUCGAAUUCUCAAACACUGAGCGCCACACUAAACCAGGAUUGUGAUCAAUACAACUUGACCCCUUUACCAUUUGGACCACAGUCAUACGCUGAUCCUGGUGUUUCUACACUGUUUCCGGCCAAUGUUGAGCAUGGCUUGUCUGCAGCUGUCCCCUUUUCUUACCCAGCCCCAUGUCACAAAAUCAACUACCACUCACCCACAGCCGCCAGCGUGACCCCAACUGUCAUCACGCACACCGCCUCCACCGUGGGGAGUGGGCAACAGGCUCCCAGCUACCCUCAUCUAGGCAACACCUACCUCCAAACUUCUUACCACGCUCUCAGCCACCCGACGAUCACGUCUGCGCCGGGUCAAACAGCCCAGACGCCUGGAGGCAGAUCACACUGCUUUGCGGUUCCUGAACAAGUGUGUACCACAGAAGUGAGAGGGAAGCGCAAGCAAAAGAGAGGAGGAGCGAGGACAUCUGAUCCACCUCCUGGUCUGUCUUACACUACAUCCACCGCCCCCACCAGUUGCCUUGCUAAGCUGCUCUCCACAGGGAAACCUUCAGUGCAGUUUGAAGUGACUCAUUUGACAGUCAAAGGUCAGAAGUCCUCAUCUCCCAGCUCUCUGGUUUCUUCUAGUGGGCAUGUUGCUGGAGCUUCGUCCCAAGUACAGCAUGGAGCCAACUGGCAUGUGGCGUUACCAGAGUUGCAUAAUCAGAGUUCGGCCCAGGGUCACAGGCAAACCUCUACGGCCUCAGCCGAGUCUCCCCUGCAACCGGAUGACACAGCACACUCAAGCGCGGCUCUUCUCAUCCCCAAGACUGAGAAACUGUCGCCUGCUCAGCUUUAUGGCAGGGACAGGAGCCGCUUAACAGGGUAUCCUGGCCAAACAUCACCCAGUAACAUGGUAGAGAAAUCCUGCAAUCCACAAUCUCCACAAUCAGGUUUGCCCAGCUAUAGGAUGAUGGAACCGAUUAAGCCAACAGAGGCCAGGAGUCUAACUCACAUCUCAGCUGAACAUAAGAGGCGUUUUAACAUCAACAUGGGGUUUGACACUUUACAAAACCUUGUGACAACGCUCAACUCUCAGCCAAGUAUAAAGAGCAGCAAAGCCACCACAUUGCAGAAGACGACCGAGUACAUCAGUAAGAUCCAGCAGGAGAGAGCAGUACUGCACGACGAGGUGCAGAGACUCCGAAAUGAGGUCCAGCUCCUGAACUCAGCCAUCAAUGCUUGCCAACAGCAGCUGCCGGCCACAGGUAUGCCCAUCACACAGCAGCGAAUUGACCACAUGAGGCAAAAGUUCAGAGAGUACGUCCGGGCACGGACUCUGCAAAACUGGAAGUUCUGGAUCUUCAGCAUCAUCAUCGAGCCGCUGUUUGAGUCCUAUAACGCAAUGGUGUCCACUGCCAGUGUGGAAGAACUGUGCCACACCACUUUGUCCUGGCUGGACCGAUACUGCUCACUGCCUUCUCUAAGAACUAUGGUCUUGAAUUCACUUCGUCGCCUGAGCACCAAUACGUCCAUCCUAACCGAGCCGAGACUGCUGCCCCAGCAGGCCACUUUUGCCGUCACCCAGGGUGACCCCUCUGCUCCAAUGGACCACUCCAUACAGUACUCUGCUCAAGAAGAUAUACGCAACAUGUGACUGGGAAAAAAAAAACUAGUCAGUUCUAAGAAAUACAAUCACACAUCAUUUGUUGUGACUACAACUCACUGGCUGCGGAAUGCGAAUGUCUGCCCCAAAAAUGAACUUUUAUCUAUUUUUGUUUCUCAGUUCGGUGUAAGAUACAAUUUGUGUUACAAACUUAGAGUAUAUUAUUUCUCAGAAAGCAAUACAUGGAAAACAGUGUUGCAUUUGUGUGUGAGACAGUUGGACUGUGUCCUUUUGUGUCUAACUCCAAUUAAGUAUUAAAAGUUGGUUUACUACAUUGUUAUUACCUAUCCCGCUCUGACUUGAUUAACAGCAUGGUUUAUUUACAGUGUUCUGUUAUGAGUAUUUCAUACUAAACACA